AUGCAGUCCAAGAUUCGCUUCUUGGUCUUGGCCCUUGUUAAUGCUAAUCUCGCUAUUGCUGGUCCCUGCAAGCCCAGUCGUCCAACCACAGUGAGCAGUGUCUCCCUUGAAACCUCUGUUACGACCGACGGUAUUUCCGAAAGCUUGAGCGAUGUUCUAAAUAGCCAAACAACAAUCCGUACUCUCUCAGCCGAAUCAUCUGUCGCGACUACUGAGAGCGACGACACCACUGGUCUAUCGAGCAGCCACACAAGUGACGACGGCGACCCUUUCACGGCAUCUGCCCCAACCAGCGACGUCCCAAGUUUAACUUUGACUGUUCCCCAAUCAUCAACAACAACUGAAGAGGAAGUCAUCACAACCCUGGCCAACGCUCUCGCAGGGGGUGCUUUUGCUAGCCGUGAUCCCGACAGUCCAAGCGGCCUAAAAGACUUUGGUGCAACUGGAAACGCCGAAUUCCAUUCUGGAGGAUGUUACAAAGCAGACGGUAGCCCCGAUGAUGGCUGCGCUUCUUUGACAGCUGGUGAAAGCCCGAAUGGCAAGCGAGGCUUUUUCAGUAGACUUGCAAGUAUCUACCAGACUAUCAGGGCUGCACCUCGAAAGAAGUACACCAUCCAGUUUGUGUACCUUGUCAACUCGGCCGGUUCUCAGGACUGUGUUGUGACUGCGGCAUUUGGCGACAGACAGUUCUAUUCUCUACCUGCUACCAGCUCUGGAGGUACAAUAGUCAACUGGGCUAGAGUGCUUGAGCAGGUUGUCACUGUCAAUGCGAACCCUACCUUUGCUAUCUCCUUGGAAUGCACUGGUUCUGGCUAUUCGUCCAUUUUGGUUGACUCAAUCUUCAUCUCGGAUAAAGUCACCCCUGAGACUAUUGGUAACUACCAUCUUGAGUUUGGUUCGUAUCCUGAAUUGGAGACUACGUCUUCAAGGAACCAGGAGCCGAGUCAAACAACGUCAACUGAGGGAUCAAGCAGCACCAGUACUGUUGAGGUUGUUUCCACAACUGACAUCAAGUCCACCGAAUCUGCACAGCACACAUCUCAAGCUGACAAAACAACAUCAACAUCUGAACCCACGGCAACGUCCAAGUGCGCAGUACAAUGUAAUCUCAUUCCUGGCUUCCAGAAUAAUGACAUGUGCAACCUCGUCGGCGUAUUCAUCAAGACUGAUGCCAUCUACGGAUUCCCCGGUGACGAUAAUCCUGCAACCCAGCACCGCUCUAAAUCCAUCGCGGAGUGCGCUGAGUUCUGUAAGAGAGAUAUGCCGGGUUGCAAAUCAGUUGGGUUCCAGAAACUAUCCGGCCAAUGUUUCUUCUCCAACACGAUCGUUACUCGGGAUGAUAUACGCGAUGGAAGCGAUAGCAAGAUGGCUGAUUGGUACAAUCUUGAGGGAUGUUUCACUUGUAGUGUCAGCGGCUGCGACUCUAGCACGUCUACACCUAAGAUCCCUUCCACCACUCAAGCUCCGGCGGUCUCUCACACCACUACAACCGCUUCGCCCACACAAUCUGUCUGCAAGCCUACAUGCCAGAGAAUCCAAGACUUGUCUGAACAUGAGGAUUGGAACUGUGGUCUUUAUGGUCAUGUCAGCGACGGUGUAUACACCCUGCCUGGUGAUGAAGAACCCGGAGGAAGCAACCACCAUUUCGACAACGUGGCACAAUGCGCCGAGGUCUGCAGGACUCUGCCUGAUUGUGUUUCUGCUGGAUACCAAUUCGCUUCUGGAAGGUGUUUCUUCUCCAACGCCGAGGUGACCGAAGUAGAACGAGCAGGUGACAGUCAGUCUGCUGACUGGAACAGCUUGAAGUGCUUUACGUGUUCAGGCUGUGGGCUUGAUGAUACCUCUACAUCUGAGGCCCCUACGCUUCAGCCAUCUGCAUCUGAGACUCCUACCAGCUUGAUCACCACUACCAGAGCCUCCCAACCAACUAGUGCUUGCCACAACAGCCACGGCGAAGUAUGCGAGAUUAACCACUUCGGUGUUGAAAACAACCCCUAUGUCUGUAUCACAGGCGGCAGUUUUUCGGGCGAUAGCUGGACAGAACCUCGUUCCAAGUAUCCCAUGCAGGAGAGCGCUGAACAAUGCGCAGCCAUAUGCAACACGCUUGAAGGUUGUGAAACCUCUGCAUUCUGGGGUUCCGAAAACCACUGCAUCUUCACAUCGACAAAGAUAACAGCCUCUGAUCUUACAGAAGCUGACCCAAGCUAUGACGAUCCUAGUUUCGAUCCGAAAAUCGCUGGCUGGAGCCAUAAAUCCUGCUGGACAUGUCCGGCUUGCGUCCCCAACAAUAGUCCUCUUCCAAAGAGUCCGACGUGUAACUAUAAGCAAGGCGACUCAUGCACACGUUCAACCACAGCGGCGGGCGUUUGCAAUGUUUCAGGAUGGCUAACAACUGGAUAUCACUCCAUGGGAUCUUCGUGGUACCCUGAUCAGGGCACGAGUGGAAAGUGUGCUGCUAUUUGUCGGGCGAGCAGUCGGUGUGUGGGAUCAACUGUCAUAGGCGGGCAAUGCUAUUUCGCCGAUAAUGCUCUUACGGCGGCUUCUAUUGUCGCGAGACCGAAUAGUAACAAUAUCUGGGAUGAACCGUCGUGCUGGGAUUGUCCUGGCUGUCAUACUUAG
This is a messenger RNA of Fusarium pseudograminearum CS3096, 2619 nucleotides long. RefSeq lists its product as uncharacterized. The transcript has a single exon. The record is from RefSeq and is a predicted model, not a curated record. Bases 1 to 2619 code for a protein of 872 amino acids. Lineage: Eukaryota; Fungi; Ascomycota; Sordariomycetes; Hypocreales; Nectriaceae.